ACAGUAACGUCUACUGGAACUAGUAACCAAUACUCAGAAACAGAAGAUUAGGGUUUUGAUUCAAACCAUAAAACCCUCUCUCUCUCUCUCUCUCUCUCUCUCUCUCUACGAUUCUCACAAUGGAGACUGCCUUCGCGAGUGCCUCCGCGAUAACCGACCAGCGGCAAAAGAUCGAACAGUACAAGCUCAUCCUCUCCACCGUCAUCGCCUCCAACGACGUCACACAAGCCAAGAAAUUCAUCGACCACAUAUUAUCCGAUGACGUUCCAUUGGUGGUAUCGCGACAGCUCUUACAGACGUUCGCUCAGGAACUCGGGAGGCUCGAGCCGGAAUCGCAGAAGGAAAUCGGGCAUUACAUUCUUAACCAGAUUCAGCCUAGGGUUGUCUCGUUUGAAGAACAGGUAUUGAUUAUCAGGGAGAAACUUGCUGAUUUGUACGAGGCGGAACAGCAGUGGUCAAAAGCAGCUCAAAUACUCAGCGGCAUUGAUUUGGAUUCGGCCAUGAGAGUGAUUGAUGAUGCGUUCAGAUUGUCAAAAUGUGUGAAGAUUGCUAGCCUAUAUCUCGAGGAUGAUGAUGCUAUUAAUGCGGAAGCUUUCAUUAAUAAAGCUUCAUUCUUGGUUAGCAAUAGUCAGAAUGAAGUAUUGAAUUGGACAUACAAGGUCUGUUAUGCAAGGAUUCUUGAUUUAAAGAGGAAGUUCUUGGAAGCUGCACUACGUUACUAUGACAUUUCUCAAAUUCAGAAACGUCAAAUCGGAGAUGAAGUUAUCAAUGAAGAAGCACUGGAGCAAGCCCUAUCUGCUGCCGUCACCUGUACAAUUUUGGCUGCUGCGGGUCCUCAACGUUCUCGUGUUCUUGCGACCUUAUACAAAGAUGAACGGUGCUCCAAGUUGAAGAUUUACCCAAUCUUGCAGAAGGUGUAUUUGGAGAGAAUAUUGAGGAAACCAGAGAUUGAUGCGUUUGCUGAAGAACUAAAAGCACAUCAGAAAGCACUUUUGCCUGAUAAUUUUACUGUUUUGGAUCGUGCUAUGAUUGAGCAUAAUCUCUCGAGUGCAAGCAAACUUUACACAAAUAUAAGCUUUGAUGAGUUAGGCACAUUGCUGGGCAUUGCUCCUCACAAGGCUGAGAAAAUAGCAUCGAGAAUGAUCUAUGAAGAUAGAAUGAGGGGUUCCAUCGAUCAGGUCGAAGCUGUCAUACAUUUUGAGGAUGACACUGAAGAGUUGCAACAGUGGGAUCAACAGAUUGUUGGUCUCUGCCAAGCGCUGAACGACGUACUUGAUAGCAUGGCAAAGAAGGGAUUGUCGAUUCCAGUCUGAUGUUCGGUUCUGUAAUAUGCUCAAAUGACAGUUUAUAUCCAUUAAGGCAGUUGUUUUCUUGGGUCCCUCUUUCCUCUUUCCUAAUCUUCUUUUUGCUGCUGAAUCUCUCUACUCUGGUAGAAGGGAUUUACUUUGAGGUCGUAUUUUUUGGUGGCUGGUUCCUCUAGUUAUAUUGAUUGUCACAUGAAAUACCAUAGCAUCUUUUGGUAACGCGGGUCUUCCCUACCCAGUUUAUGUACAUCUUUCUGCAAAGCAAAAUCCUUAAUCUUGUGCUCUAUAAUUGUGCAGAAAUCAACGAUUCAAUGUCUAAGGAUUUUGACUCCA
Rhododendron vialii is the source of this 1637-nucleotide messenger RNA. RefSeq names its product COP9 signalosome complex subunit 4. The transcript is spliced from 14 exons. Gene Ontology annotation, cellular component: cytosol; COP9 signalosome. The record is from RefSeq and is a predicted model, not a curated record. NCBI's taxonomy places the organism in Eukaryota, Viridiplantae, Streptophyta, Magnoliopsida, Ericales, Ericaceae. The coding region runs from base 120 to 1313 and encodes 397 amino acids.